UGACACUUUCAUACAAACACACACACACACACACACACACACACACACCCACACUCACACACACACACUCACACACACACACACACACACACACACACACACACACACACACACACACACACACACACACACACACACACACACCAACUAUGAGUAUCCGUGCAGUUCGUUCCCCAUCCCCACCUGAUGACGACCCAUCUGCACCCCCUCGCAUCAACACUCCCCCACGCAGACUUCAGGAGAGGCGGGGCUCCAGCUUAUCACUGCUGCUGGAUGUGAGCAGCUUGGGGGUGGAGCCUGUGUGUUCUGUCUCCACCCCCAAAGAGGUGUGGCUUCAGCUGUUGCACGCCUCCUCCCGACCACUCACACACACACAGCUACAGCAGGCUGCAAUGGACACACACGCACUGAAUGUAGAGUACCAGAAGAUUCCUCCUAAUUUUGUGAGUGCUGUUGAGCUGGAUGUACCAGGACAUGCAGUCAAAGACAGAUACAAAACUAUCCUACCAAACCCUGAGAGCCGUGUCGUCCUGGAGAACCCGGAGGAUGAGGAGGGGCCAGACCGCUACAUCAACGCCAACUACAUCCGGGGUUACAAAGGGGCAUGCAGGGCGUAUAUCGCCACCCAGGGGCCGAUGCUGCACACUGUCUCUGAUUUCUGGGACAUGGUGUGGCAAGAGAGGAGCAGCAUCAUCGUCAUGAUUACCAGACUCAAGGAGAACAAUGAGAAAUGUGAACUGUACUGGCCCACUCUGAGAGUCUGGAGGGAGGUGAAGGAGGAGGAGGGGGAGGAUGAAGGGGCGACAAGAAGAUUCGGCAGGUUUCUCCUCAGAGUGAGAAACAGCAGUGAGAGAGACGGGUUUACUGUCACUGACAUGGAGAUACAGCUGUCCUCAGAGCAUCGUCUCAUCAGACACUUCUGGUUCACUUCCUGGCCCGACCACCAAAUCCCACAAUGCACCUCUCCUCUGCUGAGACUGGUGGACGAGGUGGAGACCUAUAGGAAGUCCCUCCUAGAGCCCAGUUCCCAACCAAUCCCAGCUCUUGUGCCGAGCCCUGGACCAAUCAUUGUGCACUGCAGUGCAGGUAUUGGGAGAACAGGUUGUUUCAUAGCCAGCACUAUCGGCUGCCAACAACUCAGAGACACUGGACAGGUAGACAUCCUGGAGAUUGUCUGCCAGCUACGACUGGACAGAGGUGGUAUGAUCCAGACCCCUGAGCAGUACCACUUCCUCUACACCACACUGGCCCAGUACAGGCUCCAGUCCCAACACCAUGACCAGCAGGACCCAGACAGCCUGGACCAAGACCUGUCUGACCCACAGAACCCGAACCAGAGAAGGACGCAGACACCAGGAAGAGCAGACAGACUGGUCCAGCUCGGCUCUCACCUCCACAACCUCCGGCUGGAUCCACAGAACACACCGCAGGAACCGAGGAACCAGAAGAACCGCUGUCAGGGCAGGGACACAUGAGAGAAGACAAGAGAUGGCAGAACAUGGUCCGGUGUCACAGAUGUAUUAAAGACCAGCAGCUUCCCUUUCACUGCUGUUAGAGAAUAUUUCAACACAAUGGAUCUUUGUCAUGUCAGCAGUUGUGGGUCAGAACGGGCUUGUACUGAGUAAAGAGAGAAGGAGGGAAGCAGCGUCUGGGUGUAACAAGUCUCCUCCACGUUCCUCUGACAGCCAGCAGAACCCGAACUGGGUCCUGUCUCUUUUCUCCACAAAUAAACCCGGCCUGGACACUGCCGCAACUCAGGAAAGACUUCCUGGACUGGUAUUUUCCCAUCAUGCUUUGCUACCUCAGAUAUGGCGAUAAGCAAGAGUGGUGGAGUGACUCCUUUGCUCCUGUUGAUGGGUGACUUGUAUCGGUAUCAUCAGAUACGUCGCGAGGCUGGAUCAUCUGAGGUUUAUUUGAAUCAGUGUACUCAAGGAAUUUGUUUGCAUAGGAGUUUGUUUUUAUUUCUAUGGCGAUUUGUUUUUUUAAAAGCCCAUCAGAUGUGUUGCUGAUGAUGAAUUGCAGGUGAACUGUGUGUGUGUGUGUGUGUGUGUGUGUGUGUGUGUGUGUGUGUGUGUGUGUGUGUGUGUGUGAGAGAUAAAAGAAAAGCAAAGUAGAGUGAAUAUGUGAUGGUUUAUUUACACGCUCACCUGCAGGCUGGCAGUCAGAUGACUGUUUACCACCGUGACGUACCUCCCCAUAUCGGAUCCCUGAUCUUCACCAACAUGAGCCAACACAUUAUGAAAAGAGACAGAAAUAUUCCCCAGCAGGCCGUGGGACACGACUGAAAUACAGUCAUUAGUAGGCAGCUACGGAAGGACGCGUCUUAAAGGACAGCUCAUCACAUCCUGCCUUUAGACAUGUCACAGUGGGUCCACUUAAUGCACAAUAAGACACAGAGGGGGAUCAGAACCGCCUCAGAUUGGUUAUUACACUUAUCUCAACAACUUCUCACAAAACACGUGUUCAGUGAGGUUUGUUGAAGCAGUGCUUUGAAUAGGCAGUACGUAGCGUUGGAGAACACAAGUCUGAAACAUCUGAAACGAGUUUUCUGUAAGCUGCAGAGACUCUGCAGUCUUCUCUACUUCCUCUCUUGUACUGAAUGGUGGACUUUCUGUCAAGAAUGCAACAUAUCCACUUGGAAAAAUCUGAAAUUCACCAGUUAAUAUCUUAGAGAGCAAUUUUAUCCCUGAAAACCAUUUUAUGUAAGCAAAGGACACAAGGACAGCUCAGAUGGCUGACAUCUCUAAAUGGAAUUAAAGUCUUCAACACA
Molecule: messenger RNA, 2770 nt
Organism: Lampris incognitus (smalleye Pacific opah)
Lineage: Eukaryota; Metazoa; Chordata; Actinopteri; Lampriformes; Lampridae
Product: tyrosine-protein phosphatase non-receptor type 7-like
Exons: 10
Coding region: 150-1475 (441 amino acids)
Biological process (GO): protein dephosphorylation
Molecular function (GO): protein tyrosine phosphatase activity
Source: RefSeq, a predicted model, not a curated record